Molecule: messenger RNA, 3594 nt
Organism: Spinacia oleracea (spinach)
Lineage: Eukaryota; Viridiplantae; Streptophyta; Magnoliopsida; Caryophyllales; Amaranthaceae
Exons: 5
Coding region: 1-3594 (1197 amino acids)
Molecular function (GO): nucleic acid binding; RNA-DNA hybrid ribonuclease activity
Source: RefSeq, a predicted model, not a curated record
AUGGGCUUUUCUAGUAGCUCGGGGUUUGACGCGGAUGGUAGUAGUGGCGGCCUUUUCCUAGGCUGGUCGCAUAGGGUUAAUGUUAAUGUUGUUUCUGUUUCGGAAAAUAUAAUUUUCUGUAAUGUGAUUUCGGAACAUAUUGUCAACAAAACUAGAGUAUGGUGCCUUGAUUACAAGAAGGAGGCAGGAAUCACGUGGAACAAGUUUGAAGAGAAUUUGAGCACCCUGCAAAGCAACAUUCAUGAUGAACAAUCAGCGUCGAUUGAGGUAAAAGAAAGAUUGCUGAUAAAAGAAAGAGCAGCGGAACAAUGGCAAUAUUGGAAACAGCGUUCGAAAUCAAAGUGGGAUGCCUUCGGAGACCAAUCAACCGCUUUCUUCUACAAAAGUGUUAAAUCUCGUAGCUGUAGAAAUGAUAUAAGGGCAAUCAAGAAUGAUCAAGGCAUUUGGCGAACAAAGAAAGAGGAGAUACAAUCAGAUUUUUUUGAUUUUUAUAAUAAUCUUUUUGCAGGGACUCCCUCUAUAUCUCAACAACACCACGACAUUCUUAUUAAGCCUUUCUCAAAGGAAGAUAUCAAGGUGGCUGCCUUCAGUUCGAAACCUCUCAAGUCCCCGGGUCCUGAUGGAGUACCACCUAUCUUUUUCCAAAAAUAUUGGGCCACGGUGGGUGAUGAUAUAUGUGCAGGGGUCCAGGCCUUCUUCUCUAGCGGUCACAUGCUACGGGAAACAAAUAAAACCUUUGUUGCUCUCAUUUUAAAAGAGCAACGUCCAUCCACAGUGGGGGGUUACAGGCCGAUAAGCCUUUGUAACUCGACCUACAAGAUAAUAUCGAAGUGCAUGGUGAAUAGAAUCAAACAAAUCCUUCCAGACCUCGUGGGGGAAACACAAAAUGCCUUUGUACUAGGGAGGAUGAUGGUUGAUAACUGUUUCGUAGCUCAUGAGGUAAUCAACCAUGUUAAAAGGAGAAAAAAGGGGGGUCGAUUCGAGGCAAUUUUGAAGGUCGAUCUUAGCAAAGCUUAUGAUAGAGUCCGGUGGGAUUUUGUCAUUGAAAUUCUAAAAAAGAUGAAAUUUCCAGAUAAGUGGGUUCAAUGGAUACUUGAGUGCAUCUCAUCUGUCACGUACUCUAUUCUAGUGAAUGGUGAGCCGUCAAAGCAAAUCACUCCAGGAACGGGACUCCGGCAAGGUGACCCUUUAUCACCCUACCUUUUCAUACUCGUAAUGGAGGUCCUGUCCCUCAAUAUUAUGAAGCUCGAACAGCAAGGCCAAAUUCAGGGGAUAAAAAUCUCAAGAAAUGCCCCCUCGAUAAGUCACUUGUUUUUUGCGGACGAUGCCCUUUUUUGCUUCAAAGCUACGCCCAACUCAUGUAGGAGGAUCAGGGAAUGCAUAGAUGGAUUUUGCUCAGUAUCAGGCGAGAUGAUAAAUUUUGGCAAAUCUACAGUCCUCUUUAGUCCUAAUACCCCAACCCGUUUUGCUCGUAUCCUUCGAAGGCCUUUGGGUGUAGAGAAUAAAAAAGAGAUGGGUACUUACCUAGGUUGUCCAAUGGAUGUGGAUGGUCGAUCCUCUGCUAAAUUUCAAGUAAUUGUUGACCGAGUUAACGACAAGAUAGGCUCAUGGAAGUUUAAUAAAGUCAUCUCGGGGGGUAAGCUUUUGUUAAUCAAUAGUGUGCUAAUUGCCAUGGCUUCUCACAUUCUAUCAACUUAUCUAUGCCCGGCUAUGAUAACCAAAAAACUGAACUCCACACUGCUUCGAUAUUGGAGGGCUUCAUCCUCUACCAAGAAACCGAUUUAUUGGCGUAAAAAAGAACUUCUUUACAGUCACAAGAAUGAUGGGGGCAUGGGACUAAAGGAAGUAAGGACACUAAAUGUAGCUCUCCUUGCUCGGAAAAGCUGGAGGAUGCACACACAUAGUGAUCUACUAGCAAGCAAAUUGUUCAAAGGUAAGUAUGGUAACGAUCCCAUCUCCCUUGGGUACUCAAACUCUAUGCCUAGGAGGAGUUCAUGGGCGGCAAGGAGUCUAAUCAAAGCUGCCCACAAUUUACGGGAUGGAGUUAGGUUCCUAGUCAACAAUGGCCGUAACACUAGGAUCACGCAAGAUAUAUGGGUGGGCGAUACCAGGCUAACUCCUAAGACUCCCUUGAUGAGUGAACAACCUAACCUCCAUGUUGUGGCUGAUCUGAUGACGACAGAAAGGAGAUGGAAUGCAUCUCUGAUAUGGAGGAAAUUCAGUCAUCAUGAUGCUAAGAGGAUAAUGGCAACUCAUAUUCCAGAAGAUGAAGAACCUGAUACUUUGAAUUGGGGUGGCACGAAAAAUAGCGAGUACACCUUCAAAUCCGGCUACUGGCACCAACAGGUGGACCCACCCUCCCCAUCCUAUGGUAGUAUAAAGUUUUGGAAAACAUUGUGGAAACUUAAUAUCUUCCCUAGAUGGAAGCAUUUUUGCUGGAAAAUCAUUCACCGUGUCCUACCCACAAGAAUCAAUCUUCGCAAACGUGGAAUACAAGUGGAGGGGGAUUGCCCGAUGUGUAACAACGGAGAAGAAACAGAAGUGCAUAUUUUCAGAUUAUGUCCCAUUGCUCAAAUGGCUUGGCGAGCAAGUAACUUAGGCAUUAUCUCGGAAUCUCAGGCGUCGGUUACAAUGCAUGAUUGGAUUAUUAAUUUCCUUAACUUCUUUCACAACCAGGAUGGAAGGGAAGAGGAUAGAGUGGUUCAACUUAUCUCAAUUGCUUGGGGUAUUUGGCUACAUAGAAACGAAAUCAUCUUUAGAGGCGUGAGUGCAAACCCUUCUCGUAUUCUGGAGAUUGCACAGUCACACGUCCAACGUUGGAAACAUAUGAAGGACCUUCAGGAGCGAUGCAAUGCUUUGCAAAACUCUCCUUACCCGAACCUACACAAGCCAUGGCAAAUAAUCAUAUGGAAAAUAGGUAGAUGCAAUAGCGGGGGCUUUUUCUCAAUUGUGGUAGAUGCAGCUUGGAAAAGGAAGAAGAAGGUGAAGCAAAAAGAAUGGGAAGCAGCAAUAGCGUGGGCGGAGGACGGGAAUCAGUCCAGCUUAUGUUCAGGAGCCAAAAGAAUAUUUUCCCAUGAUGCUCUUCAAGCAGAGUGCUAUGCGAUUUUGGAAGGCAUGAAGAUGGCUGGUAACAUAUCAAGGAACGUGUUAGUGAAAACAGAUUGCAAACAAGCAGUGGAAGCACUCAAAAAUGCAAAGCUAGCACUUUCUAACAUUUCUUCUAUCCUAAACCAAAUCCGUAGAGAAGCAUACAAAUUGGAUUACUUUGUGUGUAUGAAAUUUGUUAAGGAAAUCCUGAAUCUCCUUUUCAUUCGUGGGAGGUGUCAUGGCCAAGAUAGCCUUGAUUUUGGAAGGAUAAACCUCUAUUCCUCGAGAGCUGAUGACAUACCGAGUAACUUGCAUGACGUUACCCCCGAAUGCGCAUUUCUGCAGAUUAAGCCGCAUAUUGAAUUGCCUGAGUCUGUUGAAGAAUUUUUGAAGCACUGUUCCUUAUUUACUGCUGUUUGUUUGCAGUUAUGGGCCUUUGAGCGUUUGCCUUUUCUCAUUCCUUGGUCGAGGAGGGAGAACUACGGAUAUCCCAUCGUUACUCGCUAG